CUCAGCAUUCUCUCAACAAUUCUCAAUCUGCUCAGCAUUCUCAAGAAACAUUCUAUGAUCAAUCAUUAUUCAUCAUCAACAACACAUAGAAGAUACUGACCAAACAGAAUAUCAUAUCAUGAAUAUCUCAAAAGAAUCAAACUCACUCCCUUCAUCAUCUUCAACAUCAUCGUUAUCUUCAACAUCAUCAUCAACUACACCUAUGAACAUCAUCACUUCAACUUCAACCAAUCUCAAUCAUCAUCCUAAUCGAAGCUCUAACUACCAAUCACCUUCUUCUAGACAAAUCACAACAAAAGCACUUCGUCAUCUCAUCAUCAUCAUCUGUCCACUUCUCUUACUCACCAGUCUCUUCAUCAUAGCAAUUCAUCAUGACAUCAUCCCUUCUUUACCUUCAAUCCCACCACUUUCAUCUUCAGAUUUACGAUUACCUGCUACCACUGCACGUCGAUAUUCAUCUCAGUUCUUAUCUUGGCUAGACACCGUACCAAGCUCAAUCAACCUUCUUCUUCCGCUUCCUAACUUUUUACAUUCUUCUUCAAAGUCAGUUGAUCAACAACCACAAUCACCACAUCCGAUCUUAGCACUCUUACUCUCAGCUCGGCUUUCUUGGAAAGCUAUUCUACAAUCUCAACCAACCACUCUUGAAGCUGCAAGAGCUUCUUACAUUCGACGAUAUCAUCCUCUUCAACCUCCACCAGGAUUUGAUGAAUGGUAUCACUUUGCGCGUAAUAGGAACUUUACACUCAUUGAUCGAUUUGAUAGUCUGAUGUCUGAUCUCGAACCAUUUCGUGCGGUUCCUCCUUCUGAACUUCGACGUCGUACACAAGAACUCGCUAAUCUACCUGGUGUAUCCUUGAUUCAAAUCAAUGCAAAGGGUGAAGUUGAAAUUAAAUCUCAAACUGGAAGAUUGACUCCUGGAAAAGCUAUGAAGGACAUGUUAUCAAAAAUCAUCUCAGAGGGUCAUUGGUCUUUUCCUCAACUUGAUUUUGCAAUCAAUGAAAAAUCUCAGGCUAGAGUUCUACCCAAAGUCACAAGACCAGAAAAGCCUUCGUUGACUGAUUUCAAACCCGAAUGGGGAAAUGAAGGCAAUGUGUGGGAUGCCUAUCGCCGAGCAUGUCCUCCGGAUUCUGCGGCGCGUCGUCUGGUCGAGACUGUACGCUCAACUGAGUCUCAGACAGGGGCUGUAGCUGCCGGUGGCGGAUCAGUGGUCACUACACCCAUUCCACCUCGAAGAGAGCUGACCUUUUUGGAAGAUCUGGAAUCCGGCGACUCCUUCUGUGACCGCCCAUCUACUCAUCAUCUUCAUUCGGCCUUCUUCACCGAUCUACGCUCAAUUGAACAUCUCUAUCCACUCUUCUCGGCUGCCAAACCGGCUGGCUUCGCAGACAUCCUCAUUCCAUCUCAUUACCAUUACAAUCCCACAUCUGAGUUUGUUUAUGAAGACUCACCAGGUCAAUCUCAAUCUCCUACUGAUAUUGAAUGGUCUCAAAAAGCUUCGAAACUUUACUGGCACGGAAAGUUAACUCGAGGGGCCAACACCCCACCUGGACACAUGAGUAGUUUUCAAAAACAGCGACUUGUGAAACUUGUUUCCAACGACACUUCGUCUCCGAGCUCCCAGGAAGCACAUCAUAAAGGAGAAGCGGACCCAUCUCAACGAGGAAACCUCAACCGUAUCCUUGUUACUCUCAAUACUAGCUCCUCUGGUCUUGAGUCUGUUUCUAUCCCAGCUACAGUUGUGGAUCCUUUGUUACUUGACAUUGCAAUUGCCUGUGAUCCACACGCGGGAGAGUGCACAAAUCUGAAUUCUCAAGGAUAUCAUACUGAGGACCCAAGACCAUUGAGUGAGAGUUGGCGCUCGAAACUCGCCCUCGAUUUGGAUCAAGUAGGCUUAAGCCCUCGAUUUGGAGCGCUUAUGAACUCUAAAAGUGCCGUGGUGAAGAUGAGCGUACAACAAGAGUUUUGGCGUGAUUGGGUUCAAAGCUGGUUACAUUUCAUACCACUGUCUUCCUCGUUUUCCGAACUUCAUAAUCUACUCACUUUUUUCCUUGGGUUACCCUCCUCAAUCCGAUCUUUGGCCCUGCCAAUCCAUCAAACCCGAGACAGGCAGGCAUCCGGGGACACAAAUCCGGUCGAGGGCUUUGUGGCUGACGAGGAGUUGAGAAAGAUAGGGCAAGCCGGUCAAGAUUGGAAACGAAGACACAUGAGGAAAGAGGACAUGGAAGUUUAUAUGUUCCGACUUAUGAUUGAAUGGGCCAGGAUUGUGUCAAAUGAAGAAAUCCAGAAGAAAACAAAUUCUAAUGAGACCGUCUCAUCAAACCUACCAUGAUUGUUGGCUUCUUCUGAACCAAAAUAACAAGCUCUUGAUAUCAAUUUUCGAAAGCUGGAUAUGAACAUUGUAUUCAAACGGACACCUGUGGUAAAAUCAUCAUUUUGCAUCUUCUUUUUAUUAUCUGUCAUUAUUGAAUUUAUACAACUUUAAACUGAAUUUGAAUGAUCAGUUGGCUGGGUGUACAUUUGGGAUAAGUAAUCAUGUUCGAAAGCCUUUUUUUUUCGGUUGCUUGGUUUCGUUUUUUUUAUUUAUGCAUUUCUUAUAGCGCCUCUAAUUUGUUCUAUAUUGAAGUGGUUCCGGGUUUUUCUCUAUGAUAUUCUUCCUGAAGUGUUCUUUGCUUGUUUUUGAUGAAAUUUUGGCCUUCGACUCAGAGUUCAAUGUUUGAUAUUUGUUUUUCUAUUUUAUCUCCUAUGGAUCUAUGUAUGAUCAGUGUGAUCCCGUCAAUCUUUUGUAUGAAGGGACUUUUUCUAUCUAAAGUUACAUCCUUAUCAUAAUAUUCUCUGGAGUAAGUGGACUUUUUCCAAUGGAUUUGAUGCCUCGGGCAACUACAUUC
Melampsora larici-populina 98AG31 is the source of this 2888-nucleotide messenger RNA. Its product is annotated as family 90 glycosyltransferase. Lineage: Eukaryota; Fungi; Basidiomycota; Pucciniomycetes; Pucciniales; Melampsoraceae. The record is from RefSeq and is a predicted model, not a curated record. The transcript is spliced from 5 exons. Bases 119 to 2332 code for a protein of 737 amino acids.